This is a messenger RNA of Cottoperca gobio, 4007 nucleotides long. It is a transcript of the gene e2f7, whose product is annotated as E2F transcription factor 7. Gene Ontology annotation, cellular component: RNA polymerase II transcription regulator complex. Gene Ontology annotation, molecular function: RNA polymerase II cis-regulatory region sequence-specific DNA binding; DNA-binding transcription factor activity, RNA polymerase II-specific. The transcript is spliced from 13 exons. Lineage: Eukaryota; Metazoa; Chordata; Actinopteri; Perciformes; Bovichtidae. The record is from RefSeq and is a predicted model, not a curated record. The coding region runs from base 205 to 2484 and encodes 759 amino acids. Gene Ontology annotation, biological process: regulation of transcription by RNA polymerase II.
ACAAGCUUUAGCGGGUGACGCUGGAGUCUCCCCGGGACAGUGCAUAGUUUCCGCUAUUCGGACAGGAGAGACAGGCUGAGCAGGACUGCCCGCUUAUUUAAAGAGAUAAAUUAUCUGCUAUGGUAAUCUUAAUAAACUACACACUGACAAGUCUGUGAAACCGAAGCCUCGUCGGGAUAUUUCCUUCAUUCAGCAGCAGAGAAGAUGGAGGUUGAAUGUCUGGCACUGAAAGACCUCACAAGUCCCAGGAAAGGUUUCCCGGUGGAGCCAGAGGAGGAUGGGGGCCAAAGUGAACAAAAGGAAAACAUCUGCACAGAGAGGAGAAGAUCCACGCCGCUGAAAUCUGCAGAGUCACCCGUCCCCAUUUUGCUCAUAAGCAGAAACGGUGCCGCCCCUGACCUGGCUCACAUCACCCCCGUCAAACACACGGCCCUGGCCGAGCCCUGGACGCCCACAGCCAACCUGAAGAUGCUGAUCAGUGCCGCGAGCCCAGACAUCCGGGACCGAGAGAUGAAAAAGGUUCUGUUCAGACCCAUAGAGAAUGAGAAGGACAAGCCAUCAAGUCCAGAUACUGUGGCGGAGGAUACGGAGGUGGAAGACUCUCAGUUUGAAGCUGUGGAGGAAGAGGAGGAUGCAGACAAAAAACCAAGCAGGAAGCAGAAGAGUCUGGGGCUGCUGUGCCAGAAGUUCCUGGCCCUCUACCCUGAUUACCCCCCGCUGCACCCCCCCAUCUGGAUCUCACUGGACGAGGUGGCGUCCAGUCUGGGAGUGGAGCGUCGGCGCAUCUACGACAUCGUGAACGUGCUGGAGUCUCUCACGAUCGUGGGUCGGAUAGCUAAGAACAGCUACACCUGGUACGGUCGCCUGCGGCUGGAGGACACGCUGGAGGAGCUGCAGCGGAGGGGGCGGCAGCAGGGAUACCACCUCCAGGUGGAUCUGACCAGGGAGGUCGGACCGGGGCGCGAGGACGAUGCAGCGGAAGGAGACGCCGGCACCGCAGGUGGCAACAGAAAAGACAAAUCUCUGCGCAUCAUGAGCCAGAAGUUCGUCAUGUUGUUCCUGGUGUCUAAAACUCAGACGGUCACUCUGGACGCAGCCGCAAAGAUCCUGAUCGAGGACAGUCAGGACUCAUCCAGUCACAGCAAGUACAAAACUAAGGUGCGGCGGCUGUACGACAUCGCAAAUGUGCUGACCAGCCUGGGCCUCAUAAAGAAGGUGCAUGUGCGUGAGGAGCGAGGCAGGAAGCCGGCCUUCAAGUGGCUCGGCCCGGUGGAGUUCAAGAGCUCUGGACAUAUCGCUCUAGUAAACGCUGUGAUGGUGCCGGAGGCCACGCCGCCUGUGGCAGGUCUGGACCUGCGGAGAGUCAAGAUGUCCCGACACGCCUCCUUCAACAUCACACACACUUCUGUGGCGGUGCAGCGGCUCGUCAACUCUGCACCCUGCAGUCCACGCAGAGACCUCGCAGGUCUGCUGAACCAGCCUGUGGAUUACUCCAAGAAGACGACGAGCAACACUGCAGUGUGUCGCCUGCAGUUUGGAAACAGCACUGAUAACCGUCCCGCCUGCAGAAGACCGCUCGCUCCGUCCUCCAGCCGCCCCGCCCUGCUGGCAGCUUCCCCGCACCAAGAGCACCUCUUCACCUCCUCCCCCCCCCACUGCCUGGCCUACCUGCCCAGCCUGUCGCAGCCCUCGGUGGUCAUGCUGUACCGGGCGCCAGACCAGCCCGAAGGUCAGAGGUCGCCCAGGCUGGAGUGUGAGGAGGGGAGGAAGAGGAGGAGGGAGGACGGGGAACAGGGCCCCCCCAGGAAGAAGGGAGCAUCUGGGUCAGAGGACUGUGACGAGAUGAGUGGAGCUCGCAGCGAGUGUUCGGCUCACACCAGAACUUCCCCCGAACGUCCGCUGAAUGAGAGCGGAGCAUCCAGCGAGGCCGCUCAGCCAUCGCACUACCUCUAUGUUCCCAACAACGCAGGUCUGAACAGCCUGAACUUCCUGCUCUCUGCCGGCCAGCAGCUUCCUCCCAGCAGUGUUCCCACCCUGGCGCUGCCGUACGUCCUGCUGCCCUCUGCAGCGCUCUCCCACUUCCCCCUGGUGGCCAGCGGUCUGCAGCAGCAAGGCUCCGACAACAACGUGAGCUUCAGCCUGCCCGCCGUGAUGUCACCGGCUCACUUCAUGGUGGGGGCGGCGCCGUACGGCCUGGCAGCAGCCGCGGAGGUCAGCAGGUCACCGGCUCCAUCGCCGUCUACUCCAGAACAGAGCUGGCUGUACGGGGCGGCAGGACCUCCACGUUCUCCAACAGCGCCGCGUCACACUGUCAACAUCAGCACCGCAGAACCACUGACUCCGAAGGAAACCACACCCUGUGCCUCGAAGGCUUUCUUCCAGACCCCGGGCACUCUGGGAAAUGUAGUCAGCGCUGCGCCCGCCGCCCGGAGGAGAGGCUCGGCACAGAGGCGGCUGGACGUCGGACACCCUCCGACCUGUUAGACAGAACGUGUCCAACACUCAGCUGUUGAUCCUAAAAGUGACAUAUGCUUUCAAACCAGCCGUGCUUUAUUAAAUAUUAAAUAUUAAAUUAAUGAUUUCCUUCCUAAAUGUAAGAAUUUACAUUUUAGCAAAACACUAUUUGCUGAGACCUAAACGUAACAAUUUCCUAAAAUACAAAACUUUAUUUUUCCAAUCAGACUCUUCUGUUGAUGGUCGUUGUGUCCAAACUAGGUUUAAUUAUGGGAUACCACAGUGUCACAGCGCCCUCCUGUGGUGGGAGUCGGCCGCUGCUGUGUUUUACAUUUCAGCCUUAUUUUCCCUCCCAGAUAUGAUGAAGCUACCUACCUACACACACACAUACACACACACACACACACACACACACCACACUUGCUCACUAGCUAUUUAUAUUUUUGCUAAUAUAUGUUGAUUACAGGGACUGUAAUGGAACAGUAACGUGUUUUAGUACCAAGUAUCUGACAGAAAGUGUCUAAUAGUGAAGUGAUUGUUGUUGUUACAUCAUCAAGGGAACAGGAAGUCUCCUCCUGAGCGACAGCAGCAGACAAUCCUCUCGUGGCUCAUUUCAGACUCAACUCAGAGGAAAAAUCACUAAAAGCCUUAAAAUGUUUACAGCCGAGAAUCACGUUGUAGACUUGAUGCAUUGAAGACGCAGGAUCCCGGUGCUGCGUGUGUUCAGUAUCUGCAGCCAAAGUGUUUAACGGGACAGUUUGGAUGUAGGAGCUUCUUCUCCACUCACCUGCAGUAGAUGCAGACCGGAAGCUGAUGUCAGCAAAACACAUUUUAAACACUUAAAAGAUCUGUAAUGAUGGAAAGACCUGAACACAGGUGCUGAUCCUCCGCUUCCGCUGCCUCAAACGUUUGUUUGCGUUUUCUGUGACUUUGGUGUUUUAAACGGUUAGUUAGGAUUCACCAAAGUCACGUCGGCGUCCGUCCACAGCAGCACGCUGCUCAGCUUCCUGCUGGUUCCACGCUGUGGUGUGGAGAAGAACCUCAGACAGCCACACCUCCAGACUGUCCCUUUAAUAGUUGAGCAGCGAAGCCUUCAGCUGGUGAUGACUGAAGGACGAUGUAACGUGUGGCGACGCUCUCAGGUUCUUCAAUACUUUACUAGAAGUGGGUUGUGGAGAGAUAUCAGAGUACUGUAAAGAUGUUUUAUCUUUAAUUAUCCAGGGAAAGAAGCCAAGCUUAUAUUUGAUACAGUCCGACACGUUUGGACCGACCUGCCGCUGCAGGUGGGGGUUGAGUGUUGAAGCCCCCUCGCUGCCGUAGGUCGAGUCCUGAGCUCACGCGUUGCUUAGUGCUGGAAUCUUUCAGCAGAGCGAUGCUGCACCAACAGUGUGACUGGCGUCAGUAAUGUCCAGCUUCAUGUCUGACUGUUUUCUUUAUACUUGUGCAGAAUGUUAAAUGCUGCUCGACUGUGAAAUGAUUGUUGUCCUACUGUGUGUGUGUGAUGAGCUCUUCUGUCUUCUGAUUCACAAACUGCAUUAAAAAUGUAACACUGA